Molecule: messenger RNA, 1576 nt
Organism: Ectocarpus sp. CCAP 1310/34
Lineage: Eukaryota; Phaeophyceae; Ectocarpales; Ectocarpaceae
Source: the annotation of a GenBank genome assembly
GUUAUUUUUUUUCCUACCGACGGAAACUCGACGAGAUACGGAGUUACACACUCUUGUGAGGAAGGCGCCCAAGCGCUACUACUGCUGUGAACUGGGCGAGGACAAGGACAGCGACCCAGACCCAGAGGACAGCCGGGUUGUUCAGGAACACCAACACACGAGCAUGACUUCCAGAUUAGCUGUAUGGCAGUGCGGACUAGUAUUCCUGGUGGCAUGCUUGCCGCGACAGGCCAGCUCGUUCCUCUUCUGCCCCACGGUACCGAGUGCCGCCUCUCGACCAGCCCGAGCAUCGACCACCACUGCCGCCGCACCCGAGGGUGAUGCCUCGGCCCAGGAGGGCACUACCGCCACCCCGCCGCCGUCUCUCGACCGUUCCGCCCCCCUCUCCUUCAUCGCCAAGAACAACGUCAACCUUGAUGGGGACUUCCUCUCGAACAAGGAGGGAGAGCCGACGGCGGAGGAGCUCUCGAACGAGAACCUCAUCAAGAUCGUGGCCGAAAAGAGCACGGACGAGGAAGUAAAUGUCAUCGUGUGGAAAUGCUUGGGCUACCGGUACGACGCUGGUGAGGACGCGUGGAAGGCCGUAAAGGUGUUUCCUCGAUGGGAGGCCAUGUACCCGGAACCCCCCGAUCUCCUGGGGGUAACACGCGUGUACGAGAAGAGUGUCGAUAAGCCCGUCCUAAAGGCCGUGCAGGCCCUGAUCAGGGCCGUCCCUUCGGAGCAUAAGCGUUGCAUCGUGGAACAGCUGAGACCGAUAGGAUUUACAGGCCUGACGCUGGACGAGCUGACUCCGAACAGAACACGCAGGGCCCAGGUGACAAACUUUCUGCUGUAUUUCCGAGAUCAACUUUGGGGUGUUCCCUUGGAAGAGGUCGAGCGACGUAGAGUGGAGAGGAUCGAAGCGGCCAAACGGGAGGCGGAGGCCGGAAAAGAAGCUGGAGCGUAGCCGUUGACGAACGAUGGGCUAUAACAGGGCCUCUCCGAUACACCGCUGCUGCGUAGGCGAUGGGCAAUGAGAUGGUCGUUGCUUGCAGUAUCGUCGCACUUGGUACUGCAGGGCUUGGGUUGCCGUCGUUCGAAGGGCGAGCUGCAUGCUGAAUUCACGCCUGGUGCUUCGAUGCCGAGAACCAUGACUGGGUGUACGAGGCCUUUUCGAAAGAUAGGUGUGUACGCAACACGCGUGUGGUGGAUACGUUCCUAGAAGGUCCACAUCAGCGAUGGUAACUUCCCACCUCGGGGUACAGAAAGUUCAGGAUAUUCCAGCGGUUCGGCCGACCUAACAGGCAGAUAGAGGAACCGAAUCGCUUUGUCGCAGCCAGCCACCGUCCGUUGAUGGUCCAGCCACCGCUGUUGGGAGGAAUAAUCUGGCUUGCUCUCGAAGUUCCAUGGGUAAACGGUGGAUGAUAAUCGAAUCGAAAGCAAAUGUUGCAACCUGUCGCUCGCGUGGACCACGACAAUGUUUUCGAGAUCACUAUUCACUAGUGGCAACGAUGAGGCCAACAUGAAAGACAACGAGGAAAGUUCAUGAUGCCGGGAAAAAAUAAGGAACGAAAAAAUGUGCUCAAGCAGGGGAUCG